AUGCCUACACGAAGUAAACGAAGAAGCCAUUCUCAAGUUGCAUCAACUCAUCGGUGGUCAAAUACGAAGAUUUCAGAUCCAGAUGAUUCAUCAGGUGAUGAAUAUUCCAUGGAAAUUGAUGAUCAAGAAUUGACUUUCAACGAAAAACUUUCAUUAACCAACAUUGGUGAUCUUGCUGAAAUGUGCAAGUCGAAAUGUGACAUAAAACAUAUUAGCACUUUGCUCUACAUGUCAUUACGUUACUUCAACAUAAAAUGGGAAGAUGCUGAUGAAUUUUUAAAAAAUAUCGGUUUUACGACCGCGAAAACUUCUCAUAAAUGGGCAACAGUGUUUAUCAAAGGUGAUUAUCAAGAGUUUUCAAGUGAUUUACGUGGUGGCAAACAAACGGAUUCCUUUUAUGAUACAUUUCCCGAGAUUGAGGCAGAUGCUAGAGCAUUCGUUGUUCAAGCGUGUUCACAAAAAUCAGCAGAUUUCAAAGCAGCAGACCUGACUCAGUUCAUUGACGCAAAAUAUUAUGAAUUAACGGAAAUUAAAAAACAAAUUGGAGAUGAUUUGAUAAGAUCGGAAAGAAGUUGUCGUCUGGAUCUCCGUAGAUGGGGGGCUAAAUUUGACGCGAAUUCACAACGUCCAUAUUUUGAAUGGCAUGAAAGAGACGAUGUUGUGAAACAUCGUAACGAAUUUGUUAAUUAUUUUACGACACAAAGAUUUUGA
Messenger RNA from Rotaria sp. Silwood2, 711 nucleotides. The record is from the annotation of a GenBank genome assembly. Lineage: Eukaryota; Metazoa; Rotifera; Eurotatoria; Philodinida; Philodinidae.